Molecule: messenger RNA, 277 nt
Organism: Entrophospora sp. SA101
Lineage: Eukaryota; Fungi; Glomeromycota; Glomeromycetes; Entrophosporales; Entrophosporaceae
Source: the annotation of a GenBank genome assembly
GUUUUAGAUAAUGCAUGUGCAACAUUAGCAGUCUUGAAUAUAGUCAUGAAUUGUCAAAAGUUGACUUUAAGUGAUGAUUUACAAAAAUUUAAAGAAUUCUGUUGGGACUUUUCACCAACUAUGAAAGGUUUUGCAAUUACAAAUGUCCCAAAAUUUAGAGAAAUUCAUAAUUCUGUUGCAAGAAGAAGCUUUAAUAAUUAUCAUUAUAUUGCAUAUGUUCCUGUUGAUGGAAAAAUUUAUCAAUUAGAUGGUUUAUAUCCUGAUCCUGUCAAAAUAG